ACCCCCCCCUACCAGGAGACCAACUGUUUAUGUCGCCGCUGGUAUUGAUGAAGUUCUCUCCUCCGCCGCUUUCUGAUGACAUCAGAUCUCUGCCAUGUUGGUAUCCUAUGCGAAUGGCAGCAUUUCGUUCCCCUUGCCGGGCAACCAAAGCAACGGGUGAGUCCUGACCGGCCCUCAGCAGGACCCGGACCGAGAAGCAGUUUCCGCGGGCUCCUAGCCCCGGGGCCAGGGAAGUUCCGUGCUCGGUGUAAGCUCCUAUAAGAGUAGGCUCCAAGAAGCAGUCCCCGCGGGCUCAGUUCCGGGAGCCGGAAUUCAGCCGCUUAGUGCUUGGUGUAUUCUCUGAUAGGAGCAGGGUCCAAGAAGCAGCCUCCGCAGGCUCCGCAGCCCUGGGCCAGGGCGAUUCCGGGAGCCGGAACUCGGCCGCCCUGCGCUCGGUGUUCGCUCCGAUAAGAUCAGGUUCUAAGGAGCACCCAGGCACUGAACCCUAGCAAUCUGUCUGUAAGCCGCAGGCGAAUGGCAGCCUGAAAUUACCUGUUCUAUGGCUGAAUGAGCUGCGGUCAGUCGAAAACAGGGAUGGUGACGUCAGCUUUCCAACAUGGUGGCUGCUGGCCUCCUCUGUGGUCUGACCGGUGUGGAGAACCGAGAUGGACCGCUUCCUUCCCCCGUCUCGAACCCAGAAUUCAGCCCUGAGUACGGUGCUUGCAUGGCUGGCAGAAACUGCAGCGCUGUAUCCCUGCGUCGCUAUCUCCUCGUUUCCCAGCGCGCUGCAGACUCUAGCCGCGGGGCGAUUUGCUGAAUAAGCAGUGUUACCCUCCGUGCGACAAACCUCUAGCGUUUGAGUCCCCGUAGCCGAUCCUCGUGCGAUGGAAAUCCUUCCUCCAGUUUCCGGAGCACCCCACUAUUGCUGGAAAUUCCUAACAAGAUAGCCUUUAGCCGUCCUGACUUGUCAUACUCCCAGACAGUGAAGCAGCACACGGGGGCAAUGCACUCCCCUCGCCGCCAUCUUCCUAAAUCCCAGAUUGUUUCUUUUGCUGAGAAGAAGCUUUUUAUUUUGAGUUGGUGUAUCCUUUUAAAGAUAAGCAUGCAUGUACAAUCAAUGUUUUUUUUUGUCUUUGCCCAAGCAUUUAUUUAUAUAUUGACCUUGUGAAUAUUGUUUUUUGGAAUAUGUUAAAAAAUGCCAAGUUUCAUUUAAAAUAUCAAAGGUAAUAUAGUCCUAUCAUUAGGGUACAAAUUAUUUCUGUAAGUUUUUUAAAAUAUUGAAAUUAGUUCAAGAAUUAGCCCCCAUGUCCUACCACCCAUACAACUUUGUGAAGAAGCAGUAUAUGGGGAUCUUCUGAAGGUCCAUGGAUAUGGAUCAAGGUCCCACAUUUCUCUGCUCUCUCAGGGGGCACAUUGUGUUCUGAGGCCCUUCCACGUCUCUGUCCAUAGUUAUGUUUUCUGUUCAUGAGGAGUUAUCUUUUGAAUAUCUUAGGCUCACAGAAGGCUCUUUUGUGUUCUGUAGGUGAUUUCAUUCGUGUACCCUCCUCCUUUUAUAUAGUUUUGCUUCUGAAUUUAAAUUUUCUAUGAGUUUUUAUAUUUGUAUUCAUACUUGGAAGAAGCUGUAUUUUACUUUUCGUGGUGCUGGGAUUAAACUCCAGUUCCUUGUGCAUGUUAGGCAAAUGCCCUACUGCUGGCUUACAUCUUCAGUCCUGGAAAGUUUGUUUAAUCUGAUUUUUUCUAGUCCUAGUUGAAUAGAUAAGUGUAAUAAUACUGGGAACCAUUUGAAACUGGCUGUUCUUUUGAAUUACACUUCUAUCCAGUGGUGGUUGAGAGGAUGAAAUUUGGAACAAGGCUGCCCGGGUGUGAGGUCUUGCUCUGUUGCUUACUGAGAAUAUGGCCUGGACAAGUUGCUUAACCCUUUUAGUUUCUGCUUUUAGUUUCCUACAUUGUUAAGUUGGAAGAUAACAAUAUUAUCUACUUCAGAGGUGUGCUAUUAUAUUAUGUAAUAUCCUCAUGUAACACAUAUCAGAUGUUUGCUACUUGUAUUUUUAUAUGUUUGUGAUUUUAUUAGACCUUUGCAGGAUAUGAUUUAGUAUUUUGACAUUAUAAUUUUCAGCAUUUUUGUAUUUGGUUAAAGCAGUUAUUUAACUCUGGAUUCCAGGACAUAACCUUCUUAUUUUAACAGUAACUAUAAAUCUGUCCAUAAACUGUUUGGAUUAAAUAGUAGGUUUCUAUACUAUAGUAUAGAAAAGUAUUUUUUCCCCUCAUUUUCUUAACCUUAUUGUUUGUGAAUACUGUUUCCUAACCUCUAUAUUCUUUUUUUUUUAUGUGUAGAGCAGUAUGAUUUCCUAUAAUGAUAAUGCAAAUCACAUACCUAAAAAAAGUUUUAGUAGCCACUUUAAAAAGUAAAAAGAAAUGUGCUUAAUUCAUUUUACCAAUGUAGUUUAACACAGUGUAUAAACUAUUAUUUUAACAGUAUAAAAUGAUUCAGAUAUUUCUCAUUCUUAUUUUUUUGCAUUGUCUUUAAAACCCUGUAUAUUUUCCAUUUAUGGUACCUUUCAAUUAAGUGUAGCCAUAUUUCAAGCGCUCAAUAAGCACACCUGGCUAGUGGUAUUGGAUAGCAGUUAUAGAGUCUGAACUUCUUUUAAAGUUGUCUUUUUACUUAGCGAGGGUUUUAUAAUACUGUACAACAGCUGAUAAAGUGAGAUGUACAAAUAGGUAGAUAGAAAUGAUUAGCUUAUAGUCUUGAAGGAACCAGGGGAGAGGUUUGUAUUGGGUGUGAUAAAUGAAUAUGUAGAUUUAAUUGAAGUUCUGAAGUUAGGAAGCAGGAUGAAACCCUAAGACUUCAAAGAGUAAAGCCUUGGAAAAUUCCUAGAAAAGGAGACUGUUGUAAAACAGCGAAAACCCAUCAGCUGGAGGAGAACUGUAAGGCAGUGGUGCAGUGGAAACCAGCAGGAGGUAAUUUCAAAGAGACAGGUUAAUAGAAGUGCCCCAUGCCAUAGUACAGUGAAGAAUGAAAGUGCACAACUGGUUGGUUUUGUCCAACCUGAGUAGCUAUUUCAGUAAAGACAGGAAAAUCAAGAUGUGUUAAUUGAGCAUUGAAUGGAAGUUGAAGUAAAGACAAUGAACAUCCAUUAUUGUUUUUGGAAGUUUGAUAGGGAUAGUUGGUAAUAAGUAUAUUAUUGGCAGAGGAGAAGGAGCCAGUGAAGAGGACAAGAUUGGAGCUAGAGGUAAAGAAGGAAAAUGAUGGACGAAAUUCCUAGAAAUGGCAGAAUAAAUAGGAUUCAGUACACAGGUAGAGGGUAUAGUAGUGGAAAAAAAAGAGGGACAACCAUGAGACAGGAGUUUAGAUGUUAUGAAAUGGGAGAAUAUAUAUGAUAGAGUGGGUUCUCAGUUGCAGGUAACAGCUAGUUUGAGUUGCAGAUAGCUAGGUGUUUAAACAUACUCAGAUAUGUUACAUGCUUCUUAAUUUCUAGAAGUGCUACAGAACCAAACUUGACUGUUAAUAGCUAGGAAUAGCCCAAGCCAAGAUAAACACACCAUGAUACUAUUUUAGGAGACACUCAUUGCUGUUUGCUAGGAAUCUCAAAAUUACAAAAUGUUUUCACCCAAGAUGUGAUCUUGUAGUUGGCCACAACCUUUAUUUUGGUUCACUUCUGUUUUGUAAAUCUUGUAUGGCUUUGGUUGAACCUGGGUUUCCUGUGGAAGGAUGAGUUGAACAUGUAUUUUUUAGCUUUUAGUUUUUAUUUUUUCUCCUUAAAUAAGGAGGUUAGUGCAUGCUGGAAAGGGACUACAGUCCUACUGUGGUUCAGUUUCUUAUUCUUUCAUAAGUUAUAUUAAAGUUGUAAGUCAGGGAGACAGUCAUUUGAAGGGGUAACUAACCUAGAUUGCUUAGAAAAUGGCUUACUUAUAUGGCUCUUAAGUUGAUUUUGGCUAUUUGGCUAUUUGUACCUUUCUUGAGUGCCUUCACAACAUAGCAACUGGCAGCUGACUUCUUCCAAAAUGAGUGAUCCAGGACAGCAAAGAGGAAACUGCAGCAUGGUUUUGGGACAGACACCAUGGAUUUCACUGUGUUCUUCUGGUCACUCACACCAACCCUGAUGUGGGAUAUGGGACAAUAUAUACAAAGGCAUGUAUUCCCUAGAGCUGUAGUUGGACACAAUACCUUCAUUUUAUUUAUUUUGUGUGGUGCUGAGGAUCGAACGCAGAGCCUCGCAUUUGCUAGAUACCUUUGCAUUAGGCCUGAAUCGACAUCUGCAGAGAUAUUGGUAUACCUGGUUUAUCAGGUUGUGCUUCAAGAAGAGUACAGGGAAGAAUAUAUUUUCUUCUUGCCACAAAGUUGCAAUAGAAGUUUGAAUGGUCCAAUGAGUAUUCUUAUCAUUGAGGCAUUCUAUGGAGGUUCCCAUAAACAACUGGUGGAUCUGCUCCAAGAAGAGCUACAGGACUGUGUUCUUUAUACCCUUCCUGCAAAGAAAUGGCAUUGGAGAGCACGGACAGCAGCUUUGUACUUCUCUCAGAACAUUCCCGUCAGUGAGCAUUACAGGAUCCUCUUUGCAAGCUCAGUACUUAACCUGACGGAACUGACUGCCCUUCGGCCUGACCUUGGGAAAUUGAAAAAGAUUCUGUACUUCCAUGAGAACCAAUUGGUAUAUCCUGUCAAGAAAUGUCAAGAGAGGGAUUUUCAAUAUGGUUACAACCAAAUUAUUUCAUGCUUGGUGGCUGAUGUGGUGGUAUUCAACUCAGUUUUUAAUAUGGAGUCAUUUCUCACUUCCAUUGGAAAAUUUAUGAAGCUGAUUCCUGAUCACAGACCCAAGGAUCUGGAAAGCAUCAUCAGACCCAAGUGCCAAGUUAUUUACUUUCCCAUCAGAUUUCCUGAUGUGAGCAGAUUCAUGCCCAAGCACAAAAUAACCCAUUUAAAGAGGAUGCUCAGCCUUAAAGGAAAUGGCGGUUCUGCUCCAUCCAUGGCCUGUCCUUCCCAACAGGAGCAAGGAGAUUCUGAGAAUUUAUUGGAGAAUUUUAAUUCAGAGUAUAAUGAACACUUUGACCUUGAUACUGUACAAGAAAACCUGGAUGACUCAUCGAUGCAAGAGCCAGACUUGAGACAAUCCAACUGGUCUGAUGAUUCAAGCUCUCAUUGUGGGGAAAAUGAACAAAAUCUGACUCUUAAUACCUGUGACACUCUGCGAGGAAUUGAUGAUCAGCAGAGACCACUGCAUAUUGUUUGGCCUCAUAGAUGGGAGCAUGACAAAAAUCCAGAGAGUUUUUUUAAGGUAUUAAUGCAUCUAAAGGACUUAGGACUCAAUUUCCAUAUCUCCGUCCUUGGAGAAACCUUUACGGACGUCCCAGGUCAGAGAAUGUAUCCUAUGGAAAUCAGUCUAAGAAAGAACAGAUGCUCAGGAGAUUCCCCGGUGCAACCAACUGGUAGCAACACACUCUCAUGCCUCAGCAUGUCCUGUGAGAAUCUGUCUUUUUUCCUGUGGUCACUCCCAGGCGUGCCAUCCCCUGGCUUAUUGUCUACUCCUGCAGCUUUUAUAUAUUUUCAGAGGCCAAAAAGGCAUUGGGAUCUUCCGUCUUACACUGGGGCUACUUACCCUGCAAAGAUGACUAUUUCCGAGUACUGUGCAUGGCUGAUGUUGUCAUCUCAACAGCUAAGCAUGAAUUCUUUGGAGUGGCAAUGUUGGAAGCUGUUUAUUGUGGUUGUUACCCCCUUUGUCCCAAAGAUUUGGUUUAUCCUGAAAUUUUUCCAGCUGAAUAUCUGUAUUCUACACCUGAACAGCUUUCAAAAAGGCUCCAGAAUUUCUGCAAGAGACCAGAUAUUAUAAGAAAACAUCUCUAUAAGGGUGAAAUGGCUCCGUUUUCUUGGGCAGCCCUACAUGGUAAAUUCAGGUCUCUGCUUACAACAGAACCUAGGGAAGAUUUGUGACAGAUGGGGCUAAGUCACAAACUUGCAGCCUAAGGCAGAAUCUGAAGAACUUUCCAGAGUGUGCCCAUAUUUACCUGAUCAGAGAGAAAAGAAAAUCUGCAGAGGAAGCUGAGCCUGGCUGCUUGUCAUAGCUGACACAGAGCCAUCUGCCACAAACCUGUGGCGGCUUCAGAUCUCCAAUCCCUGCCACCACCCCAACUCAAAUUAAAUACAGAUUCCUAGAGACGUUAUGAUGGUUACACAUGUCCUCGGCAUCACAUGUAGGAGACUGUUCAAAAAAAAAUAUGUGGCCUGUUGUAUAACCGCACUCAUGUAUCCCAUAUGUGGUGCCACAUUGAAUUUCCGGUUGAAUCCGUUUUUAUCCUUUGUACUGGAUGACAUGGUGCCUGAAUUCUUUCUUUUCGCCGACACGAUGGCAGCCAAACUGCAGCUUCAAACGCUCACACUUGGCUGGGUUUCUACCUAGGUUGCCAGGUUAUCAUCGGAGCCUUCUUGUGUCCUCAAAGGGCCACAGGGCCUGAAAGGAAGAUCAGAAUGCUACCGGACUAAUUGGGCAGCCAUCUCAGAAUUGUUUGUGGGCAAAGGGCUGCUUUAGCACUUUUCUUUUAGCAAAUUAAUGACUCUCUGGCACAGGAGUUUUUAAGUGAAGGUAUUAAUAAGGAGUCUGGCAGGUAUUCCCAUGAUUCACAGAGUUACAUUUGCAUUUAAUUAAUCUUAAAGAAAGUUGAAAGAUAAACAGCUGUAAUUCGGACAAACAUGGCAAAUACAGUCAGUGGAUCCACCUCACCCAUAAAAUGAAUACUGAGAUACUUAAAUUUUUUCAAGCAGUAAAAAUAGAGAAAUGAAAAUACUUCUAACAAAACCAGCAAUUUUGAUACAAAUAUUCUCCAAAAUUAUUUUUAGCCAGCUACAAAUGUAAUCUUUUCAAGAUAAAUCGCUUAUGAUUCCAAUAGUCAAGCUGCUGUAUUUGUUGAUGUAAAAAUAUUUUGAAUGACUAGAUUGUAAAAUAAAUUUUUAAUAAAGUGCCCACUGCAAUUUUUAA
Messenger RNA from Marmota monax (woodchuck), 6944 nucleotides. RefSeq names its product glycosyltransferase like domain containing 1 (gene Qtman). Gene Ontology annotation, molecular function: glycosyltransferase activity. The record is from RefSeq and is a predicted model, not a curated record. Bases 4038 to 5801 code for a protein of 587 amino acids. The transcript is spliced from 15 exons. NCBI's taxonomy places the organism in Eukaryota, Metazoa, Chordata, Mammalia, Rodentia, Sciuridae.